Metarhizium brunneum ARSEF 3297 is the source of this 1467-nucleotide messenger RNA. Lineage: Eukaryota; Fungi; Ascomycota; Sordariomycetes; Hypocreales; Clavicipitaceae. The record is from RefSeq and is a predicted model, not a curated record.
AUGAGUGAACUUGAAAAACCGAGCCCAGUUGACCAAGGCAAGGGGGAUGCUUUGUCCAACUCUGACCUCGGAAACAUCGUCGAUCCCGAUGCCGGCUUGUCAGAGGCUGAGAAGAAGGAAGCGCUCUGUCUUUUGUACUUGAUCUGUUUUCUUGAUCGCACCAAUAUCGGCAAUGCCAAGAUUGCUCAUCUGGAGAAGGAUCUGGGAAUGGACCCGAAAUCACUCAAAUAUGCGGCCACACUUAUAAUCUUCUUCGUCUCUUACGCCAUGUUCGAGGCGCUCGCCAACUUCCUACUCAAGAAGUGGAAGCCAUCCAGGUUCAUCCCAAGCAUCAUGAUCCUGUGGGGUUGCUGCAUGCUUGGCAUGGGCUUUGUAAAGGACUGGUCUGGUCUCAUGGCGGCCCGAUGGUUCCUUGGCGUGGCCGAGGCCGGUUUGUUCCCUGGCGUCAACUACUAUCUGUCAUGCUGGUAUAAGAGAAACGAAUUUGGACUGCGUGCUGCCAUAUUCUUUUCAGCAGCGGCGUUGGCUGGCUCUUUUGGCGGCCUGCUUGCGGCUGCCAUUCAAAAGAUGGACGGUCUCCGAGGUAUCCCGGGUUGGGCUUGGAUCUUUAUCAUCGAGGGUCUACUGACUAUCGCCGUUGGCUUCCUCUCCUUUUUCAUGGUGCAUGAUUUUCCAGACGAGGCCAAGUUCUUGGCUCCCGAAGACCGCGCGCGUGUGUUACUCCGACUAAAGAACGACAACCAACACUCUGCUAGGCACGAAGACUUCAAAUGGGACUACAUGUGGGCCGCCGUUAAGGACUGGAAGACUUACAAUGGUAUGCUGAUCUACAUGGGCCCUCUGAUGCCACUCUACUCUUUCAGCGUCUUUCUGCCUACUAUUAUUCAGUCCAUGAGCUUCACGUCUGCCGACCAGAUCAUCAGGAAUCAACUCCUUAGUGUCCCGCCGUAUGCGGUUGCAGCCGUACUGACAGUCAUCAUUGGAUUUUGGUCUGAUAGGGUACAAAAACGUGGCGUUUUCAUCAUGGGAUGUGCCGUUAUUGGAACAGUUGGCUUCGUUAUGUUGAUAUCAACAACUAAUCCGGCUGUCCAGUAUGCAGGCACCUUUCUUGGCGCCAUGGGUAUCUACCCGCCCAUCUCAUUAACAAUUGCGUGGGUAGCCAACAACAUUGAAGGUGUCUAUAAGCGCGGCAUUGUGCUUGGAUUUGUUAUCGGUUGGGGCAAUCUCAAUGGCGUGGUCAGCAGUGUCAUUUACCGAUGGCCACCUCGCUACUUCCAGGGCCAUGGAACUAUCAUUGCGUACCUGGUCGUGUGCAUGUUUGGAGGCAGUUUGCUCUUCGCUACUAUGCUCAAAUUCGAAAACAGGAAACGCAGCAAGGGCGAGCGCGACCAUUGGAUAGAGGGUAAGACUGAGGAAGAGAUCAAUGCCCUUGGCGAUAAGCGACCCGACUUCUUGUACACCCUCUAA